AUGCCCGACCCCAACAAUGACAGUGUGUCAAGCAACCCUCGACCAAACGAGUACACCUCACUCCUGUCCAAACCAAUCGACGAUGCAUCAUGGAACGAAACCCUAGAAGAAAGCCCUUACUCACGAGACCUCGUCCUCGCCGAAUUCUGGCUAUUGCUCAAAGACUCGAUCCCCGUGAUCCUAGCAUACACGCUACAAAACAGUCUCCAAACAGUAUCAGUGCUGAUAAUCGGCCGCUCAUCACCACAAAAUCUGGCAACGAGUGCAUUUUCACAGAUGUUCGCCAUGGUCACUGCGUGGAUGAUUGCACUCGGCGGUACAACGGCCUUGGAUACACUUGCCUCAUCUUCAUUCACGGGCAGCGCCAACAAACAUGAUCUGGGAAUCCUGCUUCAACGCGGAUUUCUGGUUUUGGGUCUUUUCUAUAUACCAGUUGCUAUCCUGUGGGCUUGUUCUGAACCAGUCUUCCUCUUCCUGGGACAAGAUCCGCAACUUUCUCAUGAUAGUGCGCGGUUUUUGACUUACUUGAUCCCUGGGGGUCUGGGAUAUAUCUAUUUUGAGGUCAUGAAGAAGUAUUUACAGGCGCAAGGAAUCAUGCGAGCAGGAACAUACGUCCUUCUUAUUACAUCGCCACUCAACGCCGGACUCAACUAUCUAUUCUGCUACACAUUCGGAAUCGGCCUUCUAGGUGCCCCAUUGGCAACAGGCCUCUGUUACUGGCUCUCAUUCGCCUUGCUAGUCCUCUACGCACGCUUUAUCAAUGGCUCCGAAUGCUGGGGCGGAUGGUCGCGUGAGGCCUUCCAAAACCUAGGCAUAUUCGCCAGACUAGCCCUCCUCGGUGUUGUCCAUGUUGGAACAGAAUGGUGGGCCUUUGAAAUCGUGGCAUUGGCAGCCGGGCGCCUUGGAACAAUCUCCCUCGCUGCCCAGAGUGUCAUCAUGACUGCGGACCAAGUACUCAACACAAUCCCAUUCGGAAUUGGAGUUGCCACUUCCGCGCGCAUUGGAAACCUACUUGGGAGUAGAAACAGCACCGGAGCUGCUCGGGCAGCGCAUACAUCUGCAGUGCUCAGCAUGGUCUUCGGUGGAGUUGUGUUGGCCGUUCUUAUUGGGACACGGGACCACUUCGCGAAGAUAUUCAAUGAUGAUAGGAGUGUUGUGCAGCUUACUGCUAAGGUCUUGCCUUACGUGGCGCUUUUCCAGAUUGCUGAUGGGCUCAAUGGGAGCUGUGGCGGGAGUUUACGUGGUAUGGGACGGCAGCAUGUGGGUGCUUUGGUUAAUUUGGUGAGUUACUAUUGCGGUGCAUUGCCGCUCGGUAUUUGGCUUGCUUUCCAUGGCUGGGGGCUUCAGGGUCUGUGGGUUGGCCUUCUUACCCUCUCUGUCCUGGCUGCCGGGCACGGGGACCAUAGCCAAACUCCAUUGGCCGGUCCUCACCAAAGCCUUUGGUACAACACUCUACCAGGCGAUGGCGGUACCCAAGCCGACUCCGUCUUCUCCGGAAUCUCAACCUUCGGCCGCCUACCGUACUUCCCAUGCCUGUCGAGCGAAGCCGAGAAGUACGAUAUCGCAUUCCUAGGAGCCCCCUUUGACACCGGAACCUCUUACAGACCAGGUGCCCGCUUCGGACCUAGCGGCAUCAGACAAGGUUCUCGUCGCCUCAAUCUCUACGGUGGCUACAAUGUACCGUUGCAGGCGAACCCAUUCGAUAGCGAUAUGCGGAUUUUGGAUUGUGGUGAUGUGCCAGUUACUUCCUACGACAAUGCAUGGGCUAUCCAGCAAAUUGAGGAAGGACAUAACAGUAUCCUGAUGCGCAAGCCUUUCACCGAUGCCGAUAAAUUGGGACUCUCGAGGGCUGGUAAGACCCUUCCUCGUGUCAUUACACUUGGUGGAGAUCAUACUAUUACAUUGCCCCUGCUGCGGAGUAUUAAUAAGGCUUAUGGGCCUGUGACGGUUAUUCAUUUUGAUAGUCACUUGGAUUCGUGGAAACCCAAGGUCUUUGGUGGCUCUCCUAGCCAGGUUGCUGCUAUUAACCACGGGACAUACUUCUAUCAUGCUGCUAUGGAGGGACUGUUGAAGAACGACACUAACAUCCACGCUGGAAUUCGUACCACGCUUUCAGGUCCGUCUGACUAUGAGAAUGAUGGAUACUGUGGAUUUGAGAUUGUUGAGGCCCGAGAGAUUGAUACAAUUGGGACGGAUGGCAUUAUCAAGAAGAUCCGCGACCGUGUUGGAACAGACAACCCUGUCUAUCUUUCAAUUGAUAUUGACACAUUGGAUCCUGCUUUCGCACCGGCCACCGGUACCCCAGAGACUGGCGGAUGGUCCACGCGCGAACUGCGGACUAUCAUUCGUGGCCUGGACGGACUGAACUUUAUUGGUGCGGAUAUUGUCGAGGUGGCUCCGGCGUAUGAUACCAAUGCGGAGUUGUCAACUAUGGCUGCCGCCGAUGUGCUGUACGAGGUGCUUACGAUCAUGGUAAAGAAGGGACCGCUUUCUAUUGGCGAGUCACAUGAGCAGCUGUGA
Molecule: messenger RNA, 2520 nt
Organism: Penicillium arizonense
Lineage: Eukaryota; Fungi; Ascomycota; Eurotiomycetes; Eurotiales; Aspergillaceae
Exons: 11
Coding region: 1-2520 (839 amino acids)
Biological process (GO): xenobiotic detoxification by transmembrane export across the plasma membrane
Cellular component (GO): membrane
Molecular function (GO): antiporter activity; xenobiotic transmembrane transporter activity; agmatinase activity
Source: RefSeq, a predicted model, not a curated record